Molecule: messenger RNA, 2709 nt
Organism: Acipenser ruthenus (sterlet)
Lineage: Eukaryota; Metazoa; Chordata; Actinopteri; Acipenseriformes; Acipenseridae
Product: transmembrane protein 150A-like
Exons: 9
Coding region: 640-1446 (268 amino acids)
Source: RefSeq, a predicted model, not a curated record
UCAAAUCAAAUUACAAAUAGGAACAGCCAUCCAGAAAGCUCACACUGAGCACGGAUUGUUGGGACUUGCUUACGGAGUUUAGUUUUCCGAGCAGGAUUGUGAAGGUCUGCUUUAUUAAGCUUUUAUGUGGAAAGACUGACUCGCUGAUGUGGACAAGAGGUACGCAUUUCGAAGAAAACAGCGUCGCUACAAACUGAGAGGACUGUGCGUGUGUGUGUGUUUUUCUUUUUUUGUCAUUCUGGGAAGGGGGAUCAGAGGAGCAAGAAAAAGGGUAGAAGAAACAUCGUGGCACAGAUUCUUUGUUGCUGUUAUUGUUUGCGGGUGGAUGCUGGCGGUUAUGAAUUAAAUCCCCCGAGUUCCUGGAUUCAAUGGUGAUUAAAAACCCAGCUGUGUGGGAGAAAAGAAGGAGGAAUAUUUGGGAAGGUAGAAGUUCUCUGAGGGACCCCCAGGCUGGCAAUGUUCCUGUGGAUGCUCCUCCCGGCCAGCCUGCCUGUCUUCACCAUCACCGGGAUGUGGAUAGUCGCUUUCUCAUACAGGAUUCAGAGAAGGUGACAAAGUCAUGCUGGACAAUCAUAAAUCACAGGAGUACCUCUGAAGAUACUUGGUAGUCUGGUAGACUGGCAGUGAUAAGGAAAGAACAUGGAUCGUAAAAGGGGGACCGGUGAUAAUGUUGCUGGUGCUAAUAAAGAAUAUGCCCUGGCUCUGUUCAAUCAACACGUCUGCCCCGUGGAGAACUGGGUGUACAACCUGUCAUGUAAGGUGGGGCUAGCCGAGCAAGAAGGCCCCGAAUUUUGUUGCACCCCAGACAACAUCCCGCUGGUCAGUAAGUGUGGGACCCUGCCCCCCGAGAGCUGCCUGUUCAGCCUCAUCUGCAGCGUGGGCUCCUUCAUGGUGAUGGUGGUCGGGCUGCUGCGCUAUGCCCAUGUCAUUGAGAAGCACCAGAACUGUGUCCUCAACACCGCCGCUCUCUCUACUGGCUGGAUCUGUGCUGCCGGGCUCAUUGUCGUUGGAAACUUUCAGGUUGACAAUGCGAAGGUGCUACACUAUGUAGGUGCCGGUGUUGCAUUCCCCACCAGCAUGCUGUUUGCUUGUCUGCAGUCUGCGUUGACGUACCGCCUGGCCAAGACUGGCUGUGAAUACGGAGUGGGGCACCUACGCUGCAGUCUGACCCUGCUUGCCUUCAUCACACUCGUACUGAGUGGCGUGUUUUUCGUGCAGGAGAGCUUUGAGCUGCAGCACGCCGCUGCGAUCUGCGAGUGGAUCUUCUCCUUCAUCAUCCUCGUCUUCUAUGGGACGUUUGCCUUCGAGUUCGGGGGGGUGUCGAGCAGGACCAUGCUGGUGCUGUUUGGGGCGGGGCAGGACCCCCAGGGGGGGCUGCAAGGGGGAGGGGGGGUCUCGCAACAGCAGCAGAGAAUCAAGCGAACCGAGAAUAUCAGAAUGCUGUAGAGACUGACAGACAGACGCAUGCUCUGUCAAAAUACCGACCGGCCAGCACAGGGGGGAAGGUUCCAAGAGGGGGGUGGGAUUGGGAGGGGGAUUUCAAUGUCAUUUGACCCACCCCUCCCCUCCCUUAAACACCAAUCAAACCCCUAAUACUGGUUUAAUGUUGCACGCUGUUAAGUGACCAAAGUUUCAAAUGAAUCCAGGACUUGUGAGUUUCCGCAGAGAUGGAGACAGAUUUCUGUUUUUCAAAGUUUUAAUAGUGCAAGUGUGCCAUGUUCUCACUUCCAGUGUUCCCUGGGAACAGACAAGUCCAGGGCUGAUGGGGUUAAUGAACCAUGCAGAUCACAAUCCAAUAAGCAGUAGUACUGGCCAAGCCUGACUCUGCUGAGAGCUACACUGUUGCCAUAUACCCUACGAACCAGCUUUGGGACAGACUGUGAAUGAAACGGCACUAAAACGUGGGACAAGGAGCGACUGCGUGGUUGAUUUCUUUUUAUCCGAAGACACGUUUUCCCAAUGUAAAGCCAUGAUGCCUGAAGACUGAACCAGUCAUUUUUGUGCCUUCAUUUUUUACAACUUUAAAUAUAUAUAUUUUAUUUUUCAAGAUAUUUUGGAGAGCCUGGACCUAACUAUGAAGAUGGCAAGGAGACUGCAAGCCAAAGUCUUUGCUGACAACAGCCUUGACAGCCUUUCUUUUUAGAUCUAGUCUUUCUGAUGUAAUGUCAAUGGUGCUAGAACUGACCAAAGAGAAGCCAAACCCAAGAAGUGCACCAUAGAACUGACUGGAUCCCUUCUACCUCCACAAACACCGCAGAGCUGCCUGGUGUUAAUUCAAGCGUGGAGGACUGGGUUUGAUUGCUUUACAAGAGAUAGGAUUUUAGUAAUAUUAGUAAUCCAUGGAUUAUAUUGAAAAACAAACAAACAAACAAUCACAACUUGAUAUUUCAGUUUGCUUUCAAGUGUGCUUUUCUGCUUUGAAUAUGUGUAUCUUUUAUAAGUGCUCCUGGUCUGGAUUAAAUCAAAAUGAUGGCUCUGCUAUAGCGGCGCCUUGUGCUUUGAUUUGAUUCUGUCUCCGUUUUCAGGGACCUUAAAUGUUAGCUUUUGCACAAUCCUGUUUUGCGGCAGGUUCCUUGAGUACAAAUAUUGUGAAGUUGCAUUCUUCUGAAACUCAAAGCUAUGCCGAUGGUACUCCCACCCUAUUGGGGGAGCUGUGAUCUAAACGAUAAAAGGAAUCAAAGGGAAUUUAAUACACAAAACUCAACUGCC